AUGAAACUAUUCUUUGUAUCGAUCCUCUUUGCUGCUUCUUCAGCGUUUCAAACACAAUCGUUUGGGAGCCAUGUCCCAAUUCUGUCCAGUCGACAGCAAGCUUCCGCCAUGUACAUGAGUUCAGCUCCAAUUGACGACGAGGAUGACGAAGAGAUUGAACCUGGCAAGAUGCGCGUGUCUGAGAUCAAGGCAGAGUUGGACCUACGCGUCGUAGACUAUUCGGAUUGCUUUGAUAAGGAUUCCUUGGCCAAGAAACUAGAGGAAGCACGAGCCACUGGAAAGGCCAGCCCGGAUGUUCUCGACAAGUUCAACAAGCAACGAUUGGAGGAUAACUUUAACGAGAACAAGUUGGAAAUCAAGGACGAAGAGUUGGAACAAGCUAUCGCUAACGAUGGUACUUUACCUGGAGGCAUGAACCCCGACAUGUUCAAAGAACUGAUGAGCAACCCAGAUGUUAUGGCGUUACUGCAGAAUUCAAAGAUGCAAGAAGCAAUGAAAAUCAUGAUGACGGAGGGUCAAGAUGGGAUCGAAAAGGCUAUCGCCGAAGAUCCCGAGUUGCUAGAGAUUGUCAAGGAGUUGAAUGCUCUGAUGCAACCUUAA
Cylindrotheca closterium is the source of this 600-nucleotide messenger RNA. Lineage: Eukaryota; Bacillariophyta; Bacillariophyceae; Bacillariales; Bacillariaceae. The record is from the annotation of a GenBank genome assembly.